GGAUUUGCCAGCUGGAGGCAGAGUCGGUCGGAGCUCAGUUGGUAUCACCGCCCCGCCAGCUUCCACACCGCAUCACGCCCUGAGUGGAAUGGAUGACCAGGACAAGAAAGAAAAUGGGGAGUACAUCGGAGAGAUUAAAGGUGGGAUGCGGCCUUCAAUGAAACUGGUCGUCAUGGGAAUUGUUGAUAAAAAGCCCAAAAGCAUUGAGGUGACUCUGUCCUGCAAGCCUCAAGGGGAAGACGCAGAAGCGGACGUGGGCCUACAACUAAAGGUCACCUUCAUGGAUAAGGCCGUCCAACGUAACGCCCGCUUGGCUGGAAAAUGGGGUCCAUGUGAAAACACCCUCUCCUUCUUUCCCUUUGCACCUGGAGAAGCGUUCAAGAUGGAGAUCGUCUGUGAACACCAGCAGUUUCGUAUCCUGGUGGACGGCCAGCCUCUGUGUGGCUUCACCCACCGGGUCUCCAAGCUCGCCUCCCUCACCGCCUUAAGAGUCUUUGGGGACCUACAGCUCACCAAGGUUGCCUAGCACCAGGCUCUCACUGACAGGAAGCUGAACUGAGGGCCUGCUCUACCCGGGGAUGGUACCACCAUUAGAUUAGAACUUAUUUUUGAGUCGCCAUCAUCAGGAAUGUUUUGGUGUUUUUAUUUCGCCAACAAAGUUGCACCAGCCUCGUAAUCCUACGUUGAGACAAAGUGCCUUCGCUAAGAUUACCUGACUGGGGAUUUGAAGAUGCUGAAUGAAAGAGGCAGCAAUCACAUGUCUUAAAAAAAAAAAAACCAGGAAUGUUAUUUUGAAUUGUUUUGAAUCAUUAGGAGCGAGAUCUAAGGUCUGCUCUUUGAAUGAGAAAAAUAGCUGCAUAAAAAAAGGGGGGGGGGUUCAGAAUCCUAUCUAAGACGUUUCUGGAAUGAACCUUUGAAAGCUCUUGUCAAGUGAAAAAACAUUGUAAAGUUUGUGAUUUUGUGCCCAGUUAAAUACGGCAACAGGUGUGAUAGUGUGAAAACAACUUAGAUUGGCUUUAUUAGCGCAUGUCCUCAAAGAAGCAGCACUGUAUGUUGAUUACUCUGUUUCAAAAGGUUUCAUUAUUUCACACACAGUAGCAUUUAAAAUAAAUGCCACAUGUUUAAAAAAAGGAAGAAAAAACUUGAAAUGCUCCCAACAGCUUUUGGUUCCGUAUAUGCAUGCAAUGAAACUGCCAUGAUUUCUAUUCCAGAUUCAAAACGUAUCAAAUUUGUUAUCCAGCUGCAUAAAAAUGUUUCAGUUGUUAAUGGAUGAAGGUUUAGAGAUCAAGCCAGUGGGUUUUUUGGUACCAUUCUUGUUGAAAGACGAUCUGUUUUUAAACAGAAUGUAGGAACUAUAGAAGAGGGUUAGGGCCAUUAAAAAC
Messenger RNA from Cyprinodon variegatus (sheepshead minnow), 1382 nucleotides. RefSeq names its product galectin-related protein B-like. NCBI's taxonomy places the organism in Eukaryota, Metazoa, Chordata, Actinopteri, Cyprinodontiformes, Cyprinodontidae. The record is from RefSeq and is a predicted model, not a curated record. Gene Ontology annotation, molecular function: carbohydrate binding. Bases 89 to 526 code for a protein of 145 amino acids. The transcript has 4 exons.